Messenger RNA from Belonocnema kinseyi, 2157 nucleotides. RefSeq names its product chitinase-like protein 4. The transcript is spliced from 11 exons. Gene Ontology annotation, molecular function: chitinase activity; chitin binding. Lineage: Eukaryota; Metazoa; Arthropoda; Insecta; Hymenoptera; Cynipidae. The record is from RefSeq and is a predicted model, not a curated record. Gene Ontology annotation, cellular component: extracellular region. Bases 1 to 2157 code for a protein of 718 amino acids. Gene Ontology annotation, biological process: chitin catabolic process; carbohydrate metabolic process.
AUGUACAGAAAAGAAAAUACUGCUGCUGUAACGCGAAUGAAAAUGUAUAAGUUAAUACUUUUUCUUGGCAUAUACGUACAUUUUUCUUUAAGUAGUAAACUUCCAACACCUGCUAAAGACUCGGAGAAAAUAAUCGGUUGUUACUAUACUAUAAACUUGGAAGAAGAUAAUCUGGAACAUUCAUUAGAAAUAGGGGGCAUCGAUGCAUCUCUUUGCAGUCAUUUAUUUUACAGUUUCGUUGGACUUAACUCAAACGCUUCUCUUGAAAUUUUCGACCCAUAUGCUGAUAUAGAAUCCGAAGGAUAUAAAAGGUUUAACGAUAUACGGAAAAAAAAUCCGCAAUUGAAAACCCUAGUCUCCAUGGGUGAUAAGGCCGAUGAACCUGACAGAGAAAAAACUAACAUUGAAUUCAUGGCUGAUCCAGGUUUAAGAAAAACGCUGGUUCGCAAUAUUGAAAACUUUGUAAGAAAAUACGGAUUCAAUGGCAUAGACCUCAGAAUCACAGAUUCACCUCAAAAGGGCGCACGCCCUUCUGAUAAGGAAAAUUUAGUUUUAUUCUUAAAGGCCCUCAAAGAAAAAUUCGAUAAAAAAGGUCUAAUUUUAUCAGCAACAGUUGAUCCUAAUGAAGCAGUUGCUAAAUUAUUAUAUGAUAUUAAAGGAAUAUCCACAUAUGUGGACUUCAUAAAUUUAAGGACAGUCGAUUUUCAUGAAAUCUCUGAAGCGGAGAAUAAAGUUGGCCCUCCUUCUCCAAUACGUCCUUCACCAAAAGAAAACGGAGAGGAACGUAAGAAAAAUAUUGAUUACGUUGUUAAAUAUUGGAUUUCGGAAGGUGCUCCACCAAGCAAAUUAAUACUAGGAACUGCCUUUUAUGGAGUAUCUUAUAAUUUAGCCAACCCAAAACAAAUUACAAAAGGCCCACCAUUUUCUCGUGAAGAUGAAUAUCUUGGUGUUUUUGGAUAUGACUAUAUUUGUUCCUUGGUGAAAUACCAAGGAUGGAAGCACCACCACGACAAACAACAACAAGUGCCGUAUGUCUACUUCGGGAAUACAGUUAUUGCCUACGAUGAUGUUGAAUCCAUUCAGAAGAAGGCUGAAUAUGCUAAUAAAAUGAAUCUUGGUGGAGCCGUGGCUUGGACUAUAGAUCAAGAUGAUUUUGAUGGUGAGUGUGGAGAAAAGUUUCCACUUUUGAAAACUUUAAACCGUGUCCUCCGAAAAAAUAAGGAAUUUUUAUCCAUUAAGAUAAAAGCUGAAUAUUCUAUGAAAAUGAAACUUCGUCGAGCCGUAGUGUGGACUAUAAAUGCAGAUGAUAGCUAUGACGAUUGUGGAGAAAAGUUCCCGCUUCUCAAAACUUUGAACCGUGUGGACGUGGUUGUGCCUGAUAGGGAACAUCAGAUGGAGCUGGUAGAAGUGGAGGAGAUGGCGUUCUUGGUAGAACUAAAUUAUCUGUUGGCGCAGGUAAAACUUGAGAAGUUAGUGCUCUUGUUUGAACUGGAUGAUGUGUCGGUAGAGGUAAAACUGGAAGUGAUGGUUGUCUUGGUUCAACUGCCUGAUUUGUUGGUUACUGCUGGUAUAACCAAAGAAGGUGGUGCUCUUGGUCGAUUUUGUGCUGCUAGUAAAACUGGAGGAGGCAGUCCUCUUGAUCGAUUUUGUGAUGUAGGUAAAACUGGAGAAUGUAGUGCUAUUGGCCGAUGUUGUGCUGCUGGUAAAACUGGAGGAAAUUGUGCUCUUGGUCGAGAUCUAGCUGCUGGCAAGAGUGAAAAAGAUGAUGCUCUUGGUCGAUUUUGUGCUGCUGGUAAAACUGGAGGAGGUAAUGCUCUUGAUCGAUUUUGUACUGUCGAUAAAAUUGGAGGGGGUUUUGCUGUUGAUCGAUGUUCUGCUGCUGGUAAAAUUGGAGGAGGUAGGACUGUCGAUCGAUGUAUUUCCGCUGGUAAAACUAUAGGAGGAAGUGCUCUUCGUCGAUGUAUUUCUGCUGGCAAAACGGAAGGAGAUUAUGCUCUAAAAUACUGGAUUUCGCAAACAGCUUCACCAAAUAAGUUAAUGCUAGGAAUUUUUUCUUAUAGACAAUCCUUUACUUUGGCUAAUUUAAAACAAAUUGGUAGAGGUACACCAUUUUCCGGUGUAGAAUUACACGCUUCCUCUCCAUGGACGGUCAUAUAG